Molecule: messenger RNA, 3759 nt
Organism: Mirounga angustirostris (Northern elephant seal)
Lineage: Eukaryota; Metazoa; Chordata; Mammalia; Carnivora; Phocidae
Gene: ZDHHC14
Product: zinc finger DHHC-type palmitoyltransferase 14
Exons: 10
Coding region: 320-1603 (427 amino acids)
Biological process (GO): protein targeting to membrane; peptidyl-L-cysteine S-palmitoylation
Cellular component (GO): endoplasmic reticulum; Golgi apparatus
Molecular function (GO): protein-cysteine S-palmitoyltransferase activity
Source: RefSeq, a predicted model, not a curated record
GGCCGGCCGGGCGGCCCCUCGCGCCCCGCGGGGCCCCGGAGCCCCGGUACGCGGGCUGGAAGCGACUGAGGACCGGCGCCGCGGGCUGCGGGCGAGCACCGUCCCUCCCGGAGGGGGACCCGGCUAUGACAGCUGGACUCCCGCAAGGGUUAACCUGGGUGUCCUCGGCAAAGUUGUCGCCGAGCCGGGAGCCGGCGUAGGGGCCGCGGCGGCGCGGCUCGGGGGGCGGCCGGGCGGCCGGCGGCGGUCGUGGCUCGGCGGGGCCCGCGCGGCCGGGGGGCUUCUGGGGGCGUGCGCCCCCAGCCGGCUGCCCUCGUGGAUGCCUCCCGGCGGCGGCGGGCCCAUGAAAGACUGCGAGUACAGUCAGAUCAGCACCCACAGCUCCUCCCCCAUGGAGUCGCCCCACAAGAAGAAGAAAAUCGCGGCCCGGAGGAAAUGGGAGGUUUUCCCGGGAAGAAACAAGUUCUUCUGCAACGGCAGGAUCAUGAUGGCCCGGCAGACGGGCGUCUUCUACUUGACUCUCAUCCUCAUCCUGGUCACUAGCGGACUCUUCUUCGCCUUCGACUGUCCGUACCUAGCAGUGAAAAUCACCCCCGCCAUCCCCGUGGUUGGUGGCAUCCUCUUCUUCUUUGUGAUGGGGACCCUGCUGCGCACCAGCUUCAGUGACCCGGGAGUCCUUCCGAGAGCCACGCCCGAUGAAGCCGCCGACCUGGAGAGACAAAUAGAUAUCGCAAACGGCACCAGUUCAGGGGGGUACCGCCCACCUCCCAGAACCAAAGAAGUCAUCAUCAAUGGCCAGACUGUGAAACUUAAGUACUGUUUCACCUGCAAGAUUUUCCGGCCCCCUCGUGCCUCUCACUGUAGCCUUUGCGAUAACUGCGUAGGUGGCCCCACUGCCAGCACGCUCACGCCCCUCCUUAGUCCAGCUCCUUACAGUUUACACAGUGACACCAAGAAGAGUGCUGAGCUUCGUGGUGAGCAGGAACGGUUUGAUCACCACUGUCCCUGGGUAGGCAACUGUGUGGGGAAAAGAAACUACAGAUUUUUUUAUAUGUUUAUUUUAUCUCUGUCUUUUCUGACAGUCUUUAUAUUUGCAUUCGUUAUCACCCACGUCAUUCUUCGUUCACAACAGACAGGAUUCCUAAACGCACUUAAGGACAGUCCUGCAAGCGUGCUGGAGGCCGUGGUGUGCUUCUUCUCCGUCUGGUCUAUCGUCGGCCUCUCAGGUUUCCACACGUACCUGAUCAGCUCCAACCAGACGACGAAUGAAGACAUUAAAGGAUCUUGGUCAAAUAAAAGAGGCAAAGAAAAUUACAAUCCCUACAGCUACGGGAAUAUCUUCACAAAUUGCUGUGUUGCCCUGUGUGGGCCCAUCUCUCCAAGCCUCAUUGACAGAAGAGGGUACAUCCAGCCUGACACGCCACAGCCAGCCGCACCCUCGGACGGGAUUGCCGCGUACGGGGCCACGCAGUCCCAGAGCGACAUGGAGUGUGCCAGGGACUGCAGGCUUCCCAGGCACUCGGAGGCUGAAUUGAGCCUGAAUGUCCUGGUCCUCAGAAGGACGUUGGAUGGAGCAGCAGGGCAGCCGAUAGCCUGCAUCUGAAAGGGCAGAAUGACAUCGCAUUCUGGGCAUGGGGAUAAUCGGCCCAGUGUUUGUGCUGUGCCCACUUGAAAAAGUGCCCAUUCCAGCUUGCACAGGUAAUUAUUUCAGCCUGGGAGGAUGAUGCCAUAACCCCACCCUGCGCCAGCAAAAUGCCAAAUACCUGUUCUGGCCCAGAAUAGCACAGAGCAAGAGUCCUUCGCUCAGCGCCACCCCCUCCAAGGGCACCGCAGGUCCCCCCUAUUGUGUUUAGGAUUAUUGACUGGGAUUCCAAACGAGAGGCGAACCCCAUUUUAUGAGCCAUGCUUCUACUGGACCUGAAUGGGUUUUCAAAAGCCGCCCCUAGCUUUUGACUGCCCUGGGCCUGGGCCUUCUCGUUGGAUUCAACAGCAAGGAUAUGAAUUUGCCUAAACUGACAGGAAGUGUCCUUGGCACCGGAGCCUGUAAAAACAUCUCUGGGGAAAUGCUGGACCUUGAGCCAUUCGGGGACCAUCAUCAGUGGGUACGGAGGCUUCUGAAGGGCACAGCCUGAUGGGCUCCUCUGCGGGUCUCAGAGCCUCCUUGCUCCCCAAGGAGGGGAGCUGUAACUCAGAUGCCCCCUUCCUGAGCUCUGCCCACAAUCAUCCUCUUCACCAGAAACCCAGUGCUUUUCCACCUUGGCUUGUGGUUUUGAGUUAGCUAGACAGUAUCAGGAAUUCACAUUCGUUGCUUAAGGAAAGUUUCCAAAGUUAGUUGUCUUUCAUUCAACCACAUGACUACUGCCUUACCUGUUUAGUUUUUGAUCGUGUAAGAAAAGAGAAUAAAGGGAAGAAAUGUCAAAUAUACUCUUUUGAUUAAUGCCUUAAACCGUUUUGAAGCUGAGCCUAAAUCAAAUCGAUGUUUACAUUUUUUAUAAAGUACCUGUAAGCUGUGGGAGUCGAGCAUAUUCCUGUCCAAAUGAGAGAGCCUUUCAAAUGAAUUCUUAUUCCCCUGGUCCCCUCCACCUGUCCCGGAGCCCUGGUACGGCCUUGUAUGCUGUUCUUCCUGUGGCUGCAUCAAAAACCACCCCAUCAUAAGAACAAAAUUUAAAAAAAAAACAAAAAACCACCCCAUCUGUUCCCUUGAAACGCACCCCCGUCUCUGUCUUCUAAGAAUAAGUUAUUGAAAUAUUAAAUAAGCUGAAACGUCAUUUUCUUUCAAAUAAAUGUCAAAGAUGCUACUGGCUUUUUGUAACUCAGUAAAUCCUCUGUCUAGUUGCCCACUGUACGGUGCUCACUCUACAGCCAAGAUGGAUUUUCAGAUGAGUGGUUAGUACAUUAAUCCAGCCAUUGAAAAUAAUUGGGAGGCUGAAGAUUAGAUUGUUUCUGGAGCAACUGAAUUUGCAGCUGCCACGAAACUAGAUAAGUGGCCUUAAUUGGAAUUAUGUUUUCAAUCUCAUAAACCCCAGGAAUGACAUACAGAAUGGGUUGGAAAACAGAUGGGCAUCUUGUGCAACAUGAAGACUUCUCUUCUAUCCGUUGUUGACUUUUUAAGAGACACUUGGUAUUGCUGAUGAAGACCUAAAUGAAUAACUCUCUAUCUGCCCUAGAUAUGUUAAGAUGGAUAGUUACACCAAGAAGCCAUAUGGCCUAUCCAAAGAGACAUGUUUUCUGGGUUCUACAUGAAUGGAGAUGGUUUUAGGCUGCAGUUAAAAAAAGGAAGGAAGGGAGGAAGGAAGGAAAGAAGAAAAGAAAGGAAAGAAAGAAAGAAGAAAGAAAAAAGAAAGAAAGAAAGAAAAAGAAAGAAAAAGAAAAAGAAAGAAAGAAAGAAAAGAAAGAAAGAAAGAAAGAAAGAAAAAGAAAGAAAGAAAGAAAGAAAGAAAGAAAGAAAGAAAGAAAGAAAGAAAGAAAGAAAGAAAGAAAGAAAAAGAAAGAAAGGAAGAUUAAAGCCUUGCUUACCAUUUGCCCAGGGUAUUCUGUUUUGGUAUUUCACACUAGUCAAACAUUUUGGGGUGAAAGGGUGGGGGGAAAAAGGUGUUUUAAAUUCUUAGUGGAUUCAAAGCCCUAAAUCUGAACAACAGUGAACACAAUAUAAUACAGGGCAUUGCAUGUUGUCCGAGAUACUUGCGCUUAUUUAAGUGCCUUUCAUGUUUUCAUCAAUGUUUGCAGAAUCUAUCUUAAACCUGAAAUGAAUUAAGAAAG